AUGGCGACGCCUCCCGAGUUCUUCAGCAAGUUGAGAGCUUUGAGGCCAGCACAUGAAUUGACUUCGGGGGUAGCAUUCGUUGCCAUUCUACAGCAUGACAAACUGCCCAACAAAAGCUUCCAACAACAUGACGCCUUGUGGAUUAAGUGCCCAAAAGGUAAAGAAUUAAGCUCAUUGCUGAAGGCCUACAAAAAGAGACAUCCAUUGGCUGGUGACCUCGUACUCAGACAUAAUUUCAAGAUCGUUGAUGAAACGACUAAAAUCUCCUCACUUCUUACUUUACCCUCGGAUGACUUUGUCGCUCUUGAAGCCAUCCUUGUGGACGACUUGAACAAGAGAACGAACCCACCGCACGCUUCGCGCACUGCUCUUGCCGAAGUCACAAACGCUGCAAAUCGCCGUAGAAGCCAGAGCGAUGUGUCAGUCAAGGACACAGCAGCUGUUCCUUCUAGGCUAUCCGUCAAGGAGGAAUUGGUGCCACCUCCACAGCCUCAAGACGACCCCAGCCCGCCAAAAGCCGACUUAGCUGAAGACAAAUGCUUUCACAUGGACCUCGAAGACGGGACUUCGGCUCCCCAAGAAGGUUCGGCUGCUCGCCUUACUAUGUCGGAGCUCUUUGACGGUCGAACGCCAGAGCAACUUGAAAAGAGUGUUGAGAAGGGCGCGGAGUUGCUGAAUGAUAUCCAAAAGAUUCUUCGACAACGACCCAACGAAGAAGCCAACCAAUGGAUUCAGGCCUUAGAGAAAGUUCAAUCCCAGGCAGCACGUUCGCGGACCGUGGUAGGAGUUGUGGGGGCUACGGGUGCUGGAAAGAGCUCGGUCAUCAACGCCAUGCUGGACGAGGAGCGCCUAGUCCCCACGAAUUGCAUGAGAGCCUGUACAGCAGUUGUCACGGAAAUCAGCUACAACUACGACGAUAGCAUCCCAUACCGCGCCGAGAUCGAAUUCAUUUCCCGAGAGGAUUGGCACAAGAUGCUUAAAGUAUUGUUUCAAGAUCUGCUUGAUGGUUCCGGCCAAGUGUCUCGCGAGUGUACCAACGAAGACUCGGAAAGUGGCAUUGCCUAUGCUCAAGUGAAAGCGGUGUACCCAAAGCUGACCAAGGAGGAGAUGGCAAAUGUCCCCAUCGACCGUCUAAUGGCUCACGACAAUGUUAAAUGUUUAGGCACUACCCGAAAGGUUGAGAACUACGACGCAUCGGAUUUCUACAAGAGCUUGCAGGCUUACGUCGACAGUAAGGAAAAGUCAGGUGCUAGGAAAGACAAUGGGGAAAAAGAGAAGCGCAAGCCACGAGAAAUGGAGUUCUGGCCACUAAUACGAGUUGUCAGAUUGUAUGUCAAGGCUGCUGCUCUUGCCACAGGUGCUGUCAUUGUGGAUCUACCAGGUGUCCACGACAGUAAUCAAGCACGUGCUGCCGUGGCUCAAGGCUACAUGAAGCAAUGUACCGGUUUAUGGAUCGUUGCACCAAUUACUCGAGCUGUCGAUGACAAGUCUGCGAAGAAUCUGCUUGGCGACAGCUUCAAGCGACAGCUCAAGAUGGAUGGAGGCUACAACUCUGUCACAUUUAUCUGUAGCAAGACGGACGACAUUUCAAUCACUGAAGCCCAGGACUCGCUAGGACUUGAAGAUGAGUUUGGCCCUCUGAUGACCACCUGGGAAGAGCUGAGACGGAACAAAGGAGCCUUGAAGCAGCAAAUCGAAGGCCUUAAAGCUACCAAGUCUGACAUCAAUGCAGCCCUCGAAUCUCAGGAUGAGGAAGUUGAGCUCUGGGAGAAACUUCAGGAGGACCAUCGGGGUGGGCUGACGGUCUAUCAACCCAAAGCGGCGACCCAGAAGCGCAAGCGGGUGGAAGUUUCAAUUCCGUCAAAGAAGAAAUCCAAGUAUACAGAGCCUGACUCUGACGACGACUUUAUCGAUGACGAUGAUACACACGACUCCAAUAGCGAUGGAGGAUCGGAUUAUGCGUCAUCCCUCGACAGUGACGAUCCUGGUAGUCCUCUUACUGAAGAUGAUAUCCAAACGAAGAUUACGGAGCUUCGAAUGAUGAAGAAAGAAGGACGACGACAAAAGAUGCAAGUCGAUGAGGAGAUGAAGAAUCUGCGAAAGCAGAUUGAGGAGAUUGACCAAGAAAACGAAGCUAUCGAUGCUGAGCUAUCUGCGAAGUGUAUCUCAGGCCGCAACGAGUACUCAAGAGCCGCUAUCCGACAGGACUAUGCUGCAGGGAUUCGUGAACUCGACCAAGAGCUGGCCGAGGAAGCAGAUGCUGCAAACUUUAAUCCCGAGGUCGACGCUCGUGACUACGACGAGGUCGCACGCAACCUCCCCGUGUUCUGCGUCUCUUCUCGUGCUUAUCAGAAAUUGAAGGGCAGACUCCAGCGAGAUAAGACACCUCCAGGCUUCAAGAACAUCGAGGAUACCGAAGUGCCCUCACUUCAAGCCCACUGUAUACAACUGACGACAGCAGAUCGUCAAAAUUCGGCUCGGAGGUUCCUUAACAGCACGUUUCAGAUUCUGAACUCGUUAAGGCUAUGGGCUUCUAAUGACGGAACUGGUAACAAUCUUACCGACGAUCAGGCAAUGCACGAGGCUCAGAUCUUGAAAGACAAGCUGAAAAAGCUUGACUCUGCACUCGAGAACUUGGUUACAAACGUCAUCACAAGUAUGGACAGCGAGCUCCAGGAGAAGAUCUACGAUGCGUUCCCAAGUGCGACUGCGGCGGCGAAAUCAUUGGCAAACGACACCGUAAGGCAGUGGGGUGCACCCGUCAAUCGAGAGAAUCGUGCAGAAGGGGGUCUUUACUGGGCAACUUAUAAAGCUGUGGUACGACGCGAUGGUGUCUUUGCGAAUGGCUGGCGCUCUGUUAAUUUCAAUGCAGAGCUUGUGGACCCGAUUCUUCGGACCAUGACCGGACCCUGGGAGUCGGUCUUUGCACGCAGAAUGCCCAGCAUGCUCAGCUCUCUUCCGCUCAAUGUGAGCGAUAUGCUCAAGACAUUUCACAAUGAAGUCGAACAGCGUGCCCUCCACAACGGUGCUUCUAUUGCAGCAUUCCACAUGCUCAAGCACCAGAUCCCAGGGUAUAAAGAGACGCUCAAAGAUGCAAUGGUCGAGGCUCGGCGCAAGAUCACGGAGAAGCAACGGGAGAUCAAUCGUGAAUUCGAACCUCACAUUGCUUCCCAUAUGCUACAAAUCUACGGCACAUGCGUUCGAGAAUCGGGCUCCGGCCAGUACGCCCGUAUGAGAACUCACAUGAACGAUUACGUUGACCGGGAGAAAGAAUCGAUGUUUGAGGGAUCGGUUCGACAUGUGCAAGCUCUCAUACAAGGCAUGCUAAAGGAACUCAAGGAAGAGCUGCUUACAAAGGUUGACGCUAUCUUUAUGGCUGUUCAGAGGGAUUAUACCGGUGUCAUUUCUGGCAUUGGGGCCAACCACGAAACCAAUGCUCUUCCUCGUGAACAACGAACACUGCGAAAAUCGAUCGUCGAGAUUGUUGACAGCGCUGAGUUGGUAUUCAAGCGAGCUCUCGGCCUCGAACCUGAACGGGAUUCUGAGCUUAAUCCUGAGCCUGAAGCUGCAAAUGAGACAGCUCCACAACCUAAGACCGAGGUCGAAAAGGCUGGAUCAUCCGGCCGUAUCAAAGAAGAAUUCAAAGAUGACAUCAUGAUUGAUGCCAGUGUCGAAACAAACACCAAUGAGCUCUUGGCUGACCUGAAGAGUUCUGGUUUGGACAAUGCGGUUUCAUCUCAAGAACAGAAGACUGCUUCUCUCAAGCCUCUUCGACCAACACAUCAUGAAGCUGGACCCGUCAAGGCCGAGCAAGAUUCUAUUUGA
Molecule: messenger RNA, 3825 nt
Organism: Exophiala spinifera
Lineage: Eukaryota; Fungi; Ascomycota; Eurotiomycetes; Chaetothyriales; Herpotrichiellaceae
Exons: 4
Coding region: 1-3825 (1274 amino acids)
Source: RefSeq, a predicted model, not a curated record